Wasmannia auropunctata (little fire ant) is the source of this 366-nucleotide messenger RNA. RefSeq lists its product as uncharacterized. Gene Ontology annotation, molecular function: odorant binding; olfactory receptor activity. The record is from RefSeq and is a predicted model, not a curated record. The annotation marks the transcript as partial. NCBI's taxonomy places the organism in Eukaryota, Metazoa, Arthropoda, Insecta, Hymenoptera, Formicidae. The transcript has a single exon. Gene Ontology annotation, cellular component: plasma membrane. Gene Ontology annotation, biological process: sensory perception of smell; detection of chemical stimulus involved in sensory perception of smell.
CCGUACUCGAUAUCCGGCUUAUAUCCGUAUUUGUUGACCUAUCUUAAUCAUGUAGGCGCAAUAUUUUACGGGGUAUUACUGAACGUCUCGUUCGACUCCCUCGUCUACGGCUUCACCCUUCACGUCUGCGGGCAGAUCGAGCUGCUGUGCUAUCGAUUGUCGGAAACGUUCCGAUUUCUUCAGAGGAAUAACAAAGAGAAGAAGCACGCCGACAUUGAGAAAUUCGCUAUCGCGGAAUGCGUGAGGCAUCAUGUUUCGGUGUGGAACAUCACACACAGGAUACAGUCGUUAUUUAUGUGGAUUAUCGCCACUUUGUUCUUCUUCAGCCUUAUCACUCUCUGCAGCAGCAUCUAUCAGAUGUCUAAC